AUGUACGAGGAUACGGAGGAUGCGUGUGACAUUGACGAGGAAUUUUACAACGCAUUGGCACUGCUACAUUCGACAGAGGACGAUAGCGCGGAGAAGCUUCGUAAAAUGCUGCAUACGUCCAUCGAGAAGAAGUACGGCUUUGACAAAACUUUGGUGGCCAGGAUGCCGAGGAAAUUUCUGCAGAACACGAAAAUCUGUGGGAAAUCGUUCGCCAACGAGACAUCGGAAACGCCUUGGCGUAAAAGAAGCGACGAUGAACUGUCCAGAGAUACCAGAAGUCCAUCAUUUCCUGCGAAUGAUAUGACGGAAAGUAAUUGGAAACCGAUGAAAAUAUUUGACGCGGAUGUUGAGGAUUGCAGCGAGAAGACGGAUAUUCCCAGGAUAUCUAUUCCUGACGAAGGAUCUGGAGAUGGACUCUUGUGCAAGGUCUGUAACGGGGCAAAGUUAGGGCCGCUGAUACUGCUGGAGUGUCAAGAAUGUCAAGAAGUCUAUCAUCCCCUUUGCCAUCAACCCCCUGUCGUCGACAUUGAUGUCUACGAUCCGAGAAUCGUGUGGCGGUGUAGAAAAUGUAUGGAUACUUCUUCAGCAAACUCUGCCGUUGCGUUCGAUGAAAAGAAAGUGAAAAGAUCUCGUCCACCGAACGACGAUGCCAGAGCCAAAGAAGCUUCUGCGAAAGUGAACAAAUCGAGCAGAUUGAAUGGGAAUCUUCUGAAAGAUGAAACUGAUAUCGCUGAUCAAACUUCGUCCGAUAUUUCUCAACGAACUGGUUGUACUGGUGAAGUUGCAUCGAUUACAAAAAAUUCUUUUUUCUAUUUAAACCAAAAGACGAGGACAGGAUCGUCGAGCCAAUUAAGAAAGCGAAUAGGUUCGAAACUUUCGGUCACUCGUUCCAUAACAAAGUGA
Heterotrigona itama is the source of this 903-nucleotide messenger RNA. NCBI's taxonomy places the organism in Eukaryota, Metazoa, Arthropoda, Insecta, Hymenoptera, Apidae. The record is from the annotation of a GenBank genome assembly.